CAGCCUCCUCGGAACCAAGCUGCCUCUUGAUCAGGCGCGUGCAGGCCCUCAGAGGUGGAGGCAGGAGCGUGGAAUAAUCAUAAGACAUGAAUUUUAAUGUCUGGAAUAUCAAAGAUAUGCUCAGUAUUCCCUCAGGCUCUGGGGCCAAUAAGUCGUCUAACUGGAAUAACAAUCAGACUGAUUACUCCAGUCUCAGUGAUUCCCAGUUUCUUUUUGGAUCCCAGUUCUGUCCAGAAAGUUCACAGACCCUGUCAACACCCUUGGACUCUGAAGUCCACUUGAGACAUCCAAAACAGUCACAACAGAAUUCUCUGGAUAGUGAACCUAGUAUUUUCACAAAGUACCAAACAAAACCCCAGCUGCUUGGAGGAGAAACAAAAGAUGGAGGCUCGUUUCCUCUUCCUUUGUCUCUUGGAAAACCAAAAGGCCUCUUGGAACAGUUUGAGGAGAAAAAGAAAAGUGCAAAAGACAGAUGUGACAGUGAGACUUUAUACAACUUCAUUUCCCAUAUCAGAGAAAGCAUUCACAAGUUACAGACAUCAGUGGAAGAGUCUGAGGAACAUCUCAGUUCCAGAAGUCAGUCUAUUUUGGAUUCUUUGGAAACUGUGGCCAAGACAUGGCAGGAGACUGCAAAAGCUCAGAGUGGUCUGAUGUUGGAAAGAGUGCAGGACAAAGGCAAUGUGGAGCAGGCCAUCCUCGAGUUGCAAAAGAGAUUCGAAGCUAGACAAGCAGAGUUUAUAGAAAUGAAGUCCAACCUGAAGCACCUUGAAGUUUUGGUUACCCAGCAGAGUAAGGACUUUCAGCAGCUGUGUGAGCAUCUGGGCCAGCUGAAUAUGCCCAGUGUUCUAGCACAGUUAAAGCAAUUGACCUCCAUCGCUCUGACACCCAAACACGUAAAAGACAGUGCCUCUCAGACAUCACCACCUCUGGCGCAGAGCCUCAGUUUCACCAGGCAGGACAAACAUACCUCUGAGAAGCCAGUUAUGUGGCAGGCCCAGGCCCUCCCUGCUGCAUGCAGUCUUAGUGUGGGCUCCCCAAGGCCCAGGGAGUUUGUUGUCUGGGGUGAGGGAUCAAAGAGGGAUGCUCUCCAAGAAGAGGCUGUGCAGCCGGCAGUUGGAACUGGCAAAAGAAACAGGCAAAUCACGGACAGGGCAGUGCAGACUAGUUGCCAGAACUCUGUUACUAAAACAGGUUCUGAGAACUGUGGCUCUCCCUUCCUGGGUCACAAAGUUCCUGAAGCUAGGGACCCAGUUUCCCAAGGAGACUCACAGCUUAUAUCUCGAGGAUAUAAGGACUUAAACAACUCUGCAACCAGCAUUAAGAACACCAGCCAAAAACGGCAAGCUAAAGGCGUAUUUUCAUGUGACCCUUGUGAACAAAGGUUGGUGACCGAACAGAAAGGCAUAACUGUAGAAAGAGGGAAAAAAGGCAAGCAGCAGCAGCCCAGGAAAGCCCCCAGAAGAAGUUCUCUACGCAGGAAGCAAGAACAAAUGCCUAACAAAACUUGUGUUUCUAAUUCUAAAUAUCCUAGACCUCCAGUUUCCAGUUCACAAAGGUCCCCCCGGGGGGAGCAGGAAACUCUUGCUCAGCCCCUGCAAUUUGGGGGCCCUGGGAGCCCCACAGAUCUAGUCUGCUCUGCUCAGGGAGGAACAGUCAUGCCCAGUAAGACCACGAGGGCAGAGCAAGGGAACCUCAUGCAGCGCAGUGGGCAUUCCACCCAAGACAACAGCCUGCUGCCUCCCAGUUCCCAGAGGGACCACCGGAUGAGCUGGUUCAGUGACCUCAACCCCAGGACAGAGUCCCCUCAGUCCCAGGAGUCAGGGAAGAAUAUACUCUAUGACCUGGGUUUUGAUAGCAGCGAUGAUGGCUUCUGACCAGCCCAUGAUGACUUUGGCUGAUGGUUUUUGGUCUUGUUGGAAAGACAAAUCACAGAACAUUUGGGGUGGCUGAUGGCAGAGUUCUCAAAGCCUGUCUGAAACCUUCAGGGUCAGAGGGUGGGCUUGGAUGGGGUGGUGGUGGGGGUCAGUGGAGGGCUGGGGAGCAGAUCUGGCAUUCUGGGUACUGGGCACUCCCCAUGACAGAGCAUAAGGGAUAAGUGCAUCCUUAUUCAUGGGAGUGAAACGUGUGAGGAGGGUGUGAGGAGAGCUGGGGCAGCGGCCCGGGAGUGGGGCAUCAGCAGGAGGGUAUUGGGUCUGGUACAAGGAGAACUGCCCUCCGUACGGAACAUCAGUAGGAGAAGGGCUCUCACAAAACUGUUGCUAUGGCAGCAGGACUCCCAAACACAUCCUUUUGGUCUUCAAAACAUCUCCUUCACAUGACCAAUAUCUUUCUGGGCCUCAGGAUUUUUUUUUUUAAAUUUGUAUCCAUUUUUGCUGUGAGAACGUGCAUUUUUGGGGUGAGUGGAUGUAUUCCGGGACACACACUAGCUCAGACUUCUUGUGAACAGAGAAAUGAGUGUUAAAGCCUUGAAGAAAAGACAGGUGACUCACACUACAUGCUGGGAGCCGCACUUUUCACAGCCAUGAAAUCCCACUCUUCUUCCCAGCUGUUUUCCCAUGCCCUGUUUUCCACCCUUCUUUUAAAGCUAACGAGAGUGGCUGCAGGCCCUGCAUCAUUUCUGGAGAGCAGUGGGCUUAUAUGAGACUUUGGCUUUCCAUUUGUAUCUUGUUAAAGUUUUUGAAUUUUUGCAACAUAUAUGUUUCUUUUGUAAUUCAAAAUGAUCAAAUAAAGAUCAAACUUUAAAAAGCAUGUUUUUUUUUUUUUU
This is a messenger RNA of Dama dama (fallow deer), 2764 nucleotides long. It is a transcript of the gene IHO1, whose product is annotated as interactor of HORMAD1 1. Bases 87 to 1874 code for a protein of 595 amino acids. The record is from RefSeq and is a predicted model, not a curated record. The transcript has 8 exons. Gene Ontology annotation, biological process: homologous chromosome pairing at meiosis; meiotic DNA double-strand break formation; DNA recombination. NCBI's taxonomy places the organism in Eukaryota, Metazoa, Chordata, Mammalia, Artiodactyla, Cervidae. Gene Ontology annotation, cellular component: condensed nuclear chromosome.